This is a messenger RNA of Maudiozyma barnettii, 756 nucleotides long. RefSeq names its product 18S rRNA pseudouridine methyltransferase (gene EMG1). Bases 1 to 756 code for a protein of 251 amino acids. The transcript has a single exon. Gene Ontology annotation, cellular component: nucleolus; small-subunit processome. Gene Ontology annotation, molecular function: rRNA binding; rRNA (pseudouridine) methyltransferase activity. Lineage: Eukaryota; Fungi; Ascomycota; Saccharomycetes; Saccharomycetales; Saccharomycetaceae. The record is from RefSeq and is a predicted model, not a curated record. Gene Ontology annotation, biological process: rRNA base methylation.
AUGGUUGAGGAUUCAAGAGUUAGAGACGCUAAAAGAAAUGGUGAGCAACGUGCACUACCUGCAUCGUUAGUUCCUGAAGCUCCCCCAGUGCUGACAUCCCGUGAUAAGAACACUAGAAGGAUGAUCGUCGUCCUAUCCGAGGCCUCAUUGGAGACACAUAAGAUUUCCUCGGGUCCUGGGGGUGAUAAAUUUGCAUUGUUGAAUUGUGAUGAUCAUCAAGGUAUCUUAAAGAAAAUGGGUAGAGACAUCAGUGAAGCAAGACCAGAUAUUACCCACCAAUGUUUGUUAACAUUGUUAGACUCCCCAAUUAACAAAGCUGGGAAAUUACAAGUUUAUAUCCAUACAAGUCGUGGUGUCUUGAUCGAAGUGAAUCCAACUGUACGUAUACCUAGAACUUUUAAAAGAUUCUCUGGGCUAAUGGUACAACUAUUGCAUAAAUUAUCCAUCAGAUCAGUAAAUUCAGAAGAGAAAUUAUUGAAAGUCAUUAAAAACCCAAUUUCAGACCAUCUACCAACUAAAUGUCGUAAAGUGACUUUAUCAUUUGAUGCACCUGUGGUACGUGUACAAGAUUACAUUAGUAAAUUGGAUGACGAUGAAUCUGUUUGUGUGUUUGUUGGUGCAAUGGCUCGUGGUAGAGAUAAUUUUGCUGAUGAAUUCGUAGAUGAAAAGAUCGGUUUAUCCAAUUAUCCAUUAUCUGCAUCCGUGGCUUGUUCAAAAUUCUGUCAUGGUGCCGAAGAUGCAUGGGAGAUCCUUUAG